Triplophysa dalaica is the source of this 3193-nucleotide messenger RNA. It is a transcript of the gene fig4a, whose product is annotated as FIG4 phosphoinositide 5-phosphatase a. Lineage: Eukaryota; Metazoa; Chordata; Actinopteri; Cypriniformes; Nemacheilidae. The transcript has 24 exons. Gene Ontology annotation, molecular function: phosphatidylinositol-3,5-bisphosphate 5-phosphatase activity. Gene Ontology annotation, cellular component: intracellular membrane-bounded organelle. Gene Ontology annotation, biological process: phosphatidylinositol dephosphorylation. The record is from RefSeq and is a predicted model, not a curated record. Bases 144 to 2861 code for a protein of 905 amino acids.
CAGCAAUGACAGUCACGUGAUGGCGUUUACACGUGUGACGACUGUUUGUAUCUAACUCUUCGCAUUUAUUUUCAUAUAUAUAUAUGGACGCGUAUGCUGAGCGUGAGGGUCGUCUGAAGGUUUUGAAGGACUGAAGCAUCAUUAUGCCUCUGACAGCGGCUGUGAUCAGCGGUGUUCAGAACCUCGUGCUCUAUGAGACCAGAGCUAGGUAUUUUCUGGUGGGCAGUAAUAACGCACAAACCAAACAUCGUGUCCUGAAGAUCGACCGCACUGAACCACGAGAUCUGGUGAUUAUUGAUGAUAAGCAUGUUUACAGUCAGAAUGAAGUACGUGAGCUGUUGGGCCGCUUGGAUUUGGGCAACCGUACUAAGAUGGGUCAGAAGGGCUCCUCCGGCCUAUCCAGAGCCGUGUCGGCCUACGGCAUUGUGGGUUUUGUGCGUUUUCUGGAGGGUUACUACAUCGUGCUGAUCACAAAACGCCGUAAAAUGGCCGAUAUCGGUGGUCACUCUAUAUAUAAGAUUGAGGACACUAAUAUAAUCUACAUUCCCAAUGAUUCGGUCAGAAUUACACACCCUGAUGAAGCCCGAUAUGUAAGAAUAUUCCAGAAUGUGGAUCUGUCCAGUAACUUCUACUUUAGCUACAGUUACGACCUGAGUCAUUCACUGCAGUAUAACCUGACGGUUCUUCAGACGUCCCGUGAGCCGAGCGACACAGAAGAGCUCAACACCAGCCGCUGUCAGGAGAGUUUUGACAUCUUUGAAGAAGAGGGACUGCCCACUCAAGUUGUGCACGGCGUGAGGAAUGAACCCUAUUCGAAAUAUGUGUGGAAUGUUCGUCUGCUGGAGAAAGUGAAAGAUAUCGUGCAUCCUGAUUGGCUGCUGUACAUCAUCCACGGUUUCUGCGGCCAAUCCAAGUUAUUGAUCUACGGGCGUCCGGCGCAUGUGACACUGAUCGCCCGGCGCUCCAGCCGCUUCGCAGGGACUCGUUUUCUGAAGAGAGGAGCAAACUGUGAGGGCGAUGUGGCGAACGAGGUUGAAACGGAGCAGAUUAUCCACGAUUCCUCCAUCACGUCCUUCACGUCAGGUCGUUUCUCGUCUUGUGUUCAGGUGCGAGGGUCUGUUCCUCUCCACUGGUCUCAGGACAUCUCCACCAUGAUGCCCAAACCUCCCAUACGCUUGGAUCAGGCUGACCCGUACUCUCAUGUGGCCGGUCUUCACUUUGAUCAGAUGCUUCAGAGGUUUGGAUCACCCGUCAUUAUUCUCAACCUGGUGAAGAAACGAGAGAAGAGAAGACAUGAGAAGAUCUUGAGCGAUGAGCUUUAUCCCACUAUCACAAACCUAAAUCAGUUUCUUCCUCCGGAGCACAGCAUCGAGUACAUUGCCUGGGACAUGGCCCGCUACACAAAGAGUAAACUGUGUAAUGUUUUGGAUCGGUUGAGUAUGAUCGCAGAGAAUGUGGUGAAGCGGACGGGUUUCUUUGUCAAUCGACCGGACUUCUACUGUCAUACCUUACGACCGGAUGAAAGGUGGGGAGAUCUCGGAGGGAUUGUGACAGCGAACGGCAGGUUACAGACGGGCGUUUUGAGGACGAACUGUGUGGAUUGUCUGGACCGAACCAACACAGCCCAGUUCAUGGUGGGCAAAUGUGCUCUGGCGUAUCAGCUGUACGCUCUUGGCCUGAUAGACAGACCCAAACUUCAGUUUGAUACAGACUGUGUCAGAUUGUUUGAGGAGUUAUACGAGGACCAUGGAGACACACUGUCUUUACAGUACGGAGGAUCACAGCUCGUCCAUCGAGUGAAGACGUAUCGUAAGAUCGCACCAUGGACGCAACACUCCAAAGACAUCAUGCAGACGCUCUCACGUUACUAUAGCAACGCCUUCUCAGAUGCAGACAGACAGGAUUCUAUCAAUCUGUUCCUGCAGGUGUUCCAGCCGUCUGAAAGUAAACCUCACCUCUGGGAACUGCCCACAGAUUUCUAUCUUCACCACAGUGAUACCAUGAUUUUACCCCAGCACAGACACAGUUACACACACUGGUGGUCUGCUGAUGUUCUGAUGUUUCUUCCGUUACCAUCGGAUGAAGGUCAGAAUGAGGAGAACAGUAAGAAGGUGUCUGUGAGACGUGUGAACAGAUUUGAUGAGAGCAUCGACAUUUACAGCGAGUUCUUCAGUCCCUAUGAGCUCACAUCAUUGGACGACAUGUUCAGCAUCACCAUGACCAACUCCGCAAGGGAGUUCAUGCCUAAGACCGUUGGGCUUGACCCGAGUCCAUUCACUGUUCGCAAACCAGACGAGAGCGCAAAGUCAGUGCUGGGUAACAAGUCUAGUAAAGAGGAGACGGUGUUACAGAGAAAGACGGCGGCCAGCGCUCCACCUCCACCCAGUGAAGAGCAGAUCUCCAGCAGUUCUGAAGAUGAGUCUGAGGAAGAUCGUGAAGAUGACAACACCACCUCUCAACGCUCCACACCCAUCAGACUGUCUGACCCCAGCGACAGCGUCCGGACACACGAGGAUCCGCCGCAGCGUCUGACACCGGUGAGAGAGACUUAUGGACUGAAUCUGUCGGCGUUUCCUCCGGAUGAUGACGUCAUUGUAUAUCGCAGAUUCGCUCAUCUGGGUCAGAAUCAGCACAAGGUGGAGAGACAUCAGGACAGCAAGAAAUCAGAGCGCAUCAUCAACCUAGUUCCCGUGUCGUCUUUCUCAUCAGCCAGUGUUUAUGAGGUCUCCGCUCCAGACGUGGAUGCUCGGAGUCGAGACGUUUUUCAGUCGCAUGUGGAGAUGGGCCGUGGUUGGGUCAGAACGCUGUGUCAGGAGGACGUCCUCAUGUAUCGUGAAUACAUCAGAAACAGAUACAUGUGAACCAUCACUGUCCUCCUUUUUAAUUUACUUUUUCUAUUUCACUUGUUUUCUGUAAGCAACUAAAAGAAAUCGUGCUGAAAUAUUAUUGUCUGAGAAUUGUAUGUCUGAGUUCCCCCAUCAUGCACUGCUGCUCACAAAUGUUUUAAUGAUUUUCCAUAACCUAUUCAUCUUUUUAAAAAUCUUAAGUAGACUGAAGGUAUAUGUAAAAGAGACUUUUAUUAUGUACGGUAAGUUUUGAUUUGAAUGACAUGUGGUGGUUAUAACACAUGAGAAAUGCAGUUUCAUUUAUGAUGUAAUGUUCUGAUACUAAUCAAAUAAAACCCUCAAACAGA